Symbiodinium sp. CCMP2456 is the source of this 438-nucleotide messenger RNA. NCBI's taxonomy places the organism in Eukaryota, Dinophyceae, Suessiales, Symbiodiniaceae. The record is from the annotation of a GenBank genome assembly.
GUCGUGCAGCCCGCUGGUCCCAGUGACGAGGAGCUUGCGAAAGCCGCCGAGAUGAAGAAGGCCAAGGAGAAGGCCUCGGUGGAGUUGAAAGACGCCUCGACUGCCGGAGACGUGAAGAGGUUGGAGGCGGCGCUGGAGAAGGCUCGCAGCGUCGAGGUCUCCGGAGCGGAGAUUGAAGCUGCAAGCAAGGUGCUUGCUGCAGAGCAGCGCAAGCAGGAGGGUCGGAAGAAGCUUCAGGCUGCCAAGGAGUCCGGCAACGUCGACGUGCUCAAGGCAGCCUUGGAAGAUGCCAAAGCCGCGGGGCUGAGCGCCACGGAGCUGAAAGCCGUGGAGGACUUGAUUGCUGCUGCCGAAUCCAAGGAAAAGGUUGAGGAUUCGAUGGGUUUCAAUUUACGGGCUUUCGUGAGCGCCUUGGGUAUGGAUGAGUUCGUGGAUUAA